This is a messenger RNA of Bursaphelenchus xylophilus (pine wood nematode), 201 nucleotides long. Lineage: Eukaryota; Metazoa; Nematoda; Chromadorea; Rhabditida; Aphelenchoididae. The record is from the annotation of a GenBank genome assembly.
AUGGACACAUCUGGUGUUUUGUUUGGAUUGGCGAAGAAUGGGAGGGAAAUCAAAUUCGAGAAAGAGGUGAUUGAGGAAUCGGGAAAGGGAAAGGUGAACCCCCCUCGUCUUCAGGAUGUGGGUCAGAUGGGGAAGCGGACAUUUUGGGAUGAUUUAGCGACGGUUAUUUUACAAAGGAAAAGUGCGACGCUCAGAUUUUGA